Messenger RNA from Euleptes europaea (tarantolino), 881 nucleotides. It is a transcript of the gene LYPLA1, whose product is annotated as lysophospholipase 1. NCBI's taxonomy places the organism in Eukaryota, Metazoa, Chordata, Lepidosauria, Squamata, Sphaerodactylidae. Gene Ontology annotation, molecular function: carboxylic ester hydrolase activity; palmitoyl-(protein) hydrolase activity. Gene Ontology annotation, biological process: protein depalmitoylation. The record is from RefSeq and is a predicted model, not a curated record. The transcript is spliced from 9 exons. Bases 38 to 730 code for a protein of 230 amino acids. Gene Ontology annotation, cellular component: cytoplasm.
GUCCAUUUCUCACUGGUCGCUGCGGAGAGUCCAGUGUAUGUGCGGCAACAACAUGUCCGCCCCACUCCCUGCUAUCGUCCCGGCCGCUAAGAAGGCCACCGCCGCGGUCAUAUUUCUUCAUGGAUUAGGAGAUACAGGGCAUGGGUGGGCGGAAGCAUUUGCUGGCGUCAGAAGCCCACAUGUAAAGUAUAUUUGUCCACAUGCGCCAGUUAUGCCAGUUUCACUAAACAUGAACAUGGCUAUGCCAUCUUGGUUCGAUAUCAUUGGACUCUCUCCAGAUGCACAGGAAGAUGAAACUGGUAUCAAGCAAGCAGCAGAGAAUGUGAAAUCUCUUGUAGAGCAAGAAGUAAGAAAUGGAAUUCCCUCACACCGAAUAAUUCUGGGAGGAUUUUCUCAGGGAGGAGCUCUAGCACUGUACACAGCUCUCACAACGCAACAGAAACUAGCAGGUGUUUUAGCACUCAGCUGUUGGCUUCCAUUGAGGACUACUUUUCCACAGGGUUCCAUUAAUUGUGUCAACAAGGAUAUUCCCAUUCUCCAGUGCCAUGGUGACUGCGAUCCUUUGGUUCCACUGAUGUUUGGAUCUCUUACCUCUGAGAUGUUAAAGACCAUGUUAAAUCCUGCCAAUGUAACUUUCAAGACUUAUUCAGGCAUGAUGCAUAGCUCAUGUAUUGAGGAAAUGAUGGAUGCGAAGCAGUUCGUUGAUAAGCAUAUGCCUCCAGUUGAUUGAAACUUCUUGAAAGGCCUUCUCUUUAAAUGCACCAGCAUCAUCUGUACUAGAUUGUUACUUUUCAUGCAGCCAAUUAUGAAGCAUUUCUGUGCCUACAGUGUUAACUCUAUUGUAAAUGUUCCAACAGCAAUGACUAGAUAUCAUAACUUUA